UUUACGCGUCGUCUCCUUACGCCGGAAGUCAGCACAGGAAGGCAAGAUGGGCACUCGUUUGAAGGUUCUGAGCGUUUUUAAAACGCUGCACAGGACCAGGAUGGCUGUGUUCAAAGAUGAUGGCAGAGCACUGACAGCUGCAAGAUUAAAGAUCAACGAGGAGUUUCGCAAAAAUAAAAAUGAAGCGUCUGAAGAAAACAUCCAGAAGCUGAUUAAAAUGGGAUUAGAUGUGGAAGCCGUCCUCCGACAGACUGUGGUACAAAUGGAACAUGUAGGAGAAAAUAAGCUGUUGCUUCGACCCAGAAAGGACCUUCUACUAGAAAAUGUCCCCUAUUGUGACCAACCAAGGGAAAAGUCAUGACAGACCAUCUGAUUGUUCACCAGGAAAGACUUUGUCCUUUAUUGCGUUCAAUCUGCAGUUUGAAUUUAUAAAACCAACAUGUGAAGUAGUUCUUUUAAAAACUCAACACUUAAAGAUCAUCUCUGCAUGAAGAAAUGUCCACUUUUGAUUCAGUGAGGAUCUGCUUCAUUCUGUUUCAAGGAAUCGGUGCUGGAAACUGGAUGCUAUAAUUUCAUGUGUAGCAUUUUAGAUUUUCUGUAGCCAGCAAAUAAUGAUUGAGUCAAACAAGGGGAAAAUAAUAUUUUUACUGGUACUGGGAAAUAAAAUGUUAACUGUGGUCUGAUUAACUACAUGUAUUUCCAGAGUGUCCCGGACUUAAUUUAAUUUGUUGUUCAAACGACCAACAAAAUGAUAGAUGGCUCUAACAGCUCUGGGCAUGAGAAUCAGAAUCCACAAAAUGGAUCUCAGCAUCAGCUGUCAAAAACACUGAACAUGUUUUAUUGGAUUGUUUGUGUUUGCCUCUGAGUGUGAAAUGUGUCAGUAAUAAAAUUAUGACUGG
Messenger RNA from Archocentrus centrarchus (flier cichlid), 899 nucleotides. It is a transcript of the gene lyrm7, whose product is annotated as LYR motif containing 7. Bases 47 to 361 code for a protein of 104 amino acids. Gene Ontology annotation, cellular component: mitochondrial matrix. The record is from RefSeq and is a predicted model, not a curated record. NCBI's taxonomy places the organism in Eukaryota, Metazoa, Chordata, Actinopteri, Cichliformes, Cichlidae. Gene Ontology annotation, molecular function: protein folding chaperone. Gene Ontology annotation, biological process: mitochondrial respiratory chain complex III assembly. The transcript has 5 exons.